CUCUACCUUCACUCAUUCGGACAUCAUCGUUCUCUCUCCGGCGAAGGCUUCACUUCUCUCUCGAACGGAUCUCAGGUUUCUCUCUCACGAACGCGACGAUUCUUUCUUCCCUCUCGCGAUCAUAUUUCUCACUCUGUUUUCCUAUUCCAUUUCGUGAUUUACUUUUUCCAUUUUUGAGAUUAUUCUUCUGGUUACGAUUAACGUAUUGGUAGCGAUUAAUGAUUAUUCUUCUGUUCACUGUGUUUAUAGUUUAUAGUUUAUAAAUUUUCGUUUGAUUAUUUAUAACUUAUAUUCUCUGUUGUUUGAUAUUUAUUUGUAAUUGUAGUAGAUUCCACUAUGUGUAAAGAGGUUUCAUUGAAAGGUUUGUAGUUGAUUAGAUUCAACCAAGUCACUCUUACACUUUAUGCUCCCUUGAAACCCUUCAAAUCCUGCCAUGGCAGAAGUUUUAUUGCAUUGGAUUAACCUUUUUAAUUUUAUAUUAUGCAAAAAUUGGAUUACACUUCAAAUUGAAUUUUGUUGCCAUUUUCAUAAUGUAUUUUUUAAGAAGAAUUAGCGUGUUUGCUUGAAUUAACUUAUUUACUGACAUAAACAUUUUUGAGAGCUUAUGGAAACAGCAUAUGAUAUGUCCGUAAGGAGUUUUCAGCUUAUUUACAUAAAUUCUCAGGAUCUAUUCAACAAGGCUACAUCUUUUUGUGUGGUUUGCUGAUACCGUACUUUGUUAUGCAACAUGCUAUCCCGAUUAGUUGAUGGAAACGGCGAGAUGGAAGUUUCUGGGGAUGCUGGUUUGGUGGAACCAAAUGAUGGAUGUAGAUUGCUUGAGAGUUAUUCUGGGAGAGAAUUAGGUACCUCUCAUCAUGACCAUGCUAUUCAGGAACCAUAUGAAGGCAUGGAAUUUGUAUCUGAAGACGCUGCUAAGAUAUUUUACGAUGAAUAUGCCCGACAUGUGGGAUUUGUCAUGCGUGUGAUGUCGUGUCGGCGCUCAGAAAGAGACGGUAGGAUUCUUGCUCGCAGGCUUGGAUGUAAUAAGGAGGGUCAUUGUGUCAGCAUCCGAGGGAAAUUUGGGCCAGUUCGUAAACCAAGGUCCAGCACAAGGGAUGGUUGUAAGGCGAUGAUUCAUAUCAAGUAUGAUAAGUCUGGAAAAUGGGUGAUAACAAAGUUUGUGAAGGAUCACAAUCAUCCACUAGUAGUCUCUCCACGCGAAGCACGCCAAACAGUGGAUGAGAAGGAUAAGAAAAUUCAGGAAUUAACCACAGAGCUUCGGAUUAAAAAGAGGUUGUGUGCAACAUAUCAAGAACAGUUAACUUCUUUUAUGAAAACUGUUGAAGACCACAGUGACAAGCUGUCUGCGAGAAUUCGUCACAUACUUGGUAAUCUUAAAGAAUUUGAAUCCAUAGAAGAGCUUUUGCUCCAGAGGUAGCCUUGCAUUAUGUGGCGUGCGCGCGGUGUGAUCACUAACUUGUACUAAGAUGUUAUGUUCAAAGGAUGUGUGUCUUUCAUCCUUCAAAGGAAGUUGUCACAUAAAAGAUAAUAGACAUGUUGUGACAUUUGGCCAGGGGCACAUAAAUUGGAUAUAUUAUUUUUCAGUUGAGAUGUAAUCUUGUACCAGUUUGAUACAGAAAAAAAUAUAUACUACAAAUUUAUGACAUGCUUAGUUUGAAAACUAAUGGCACAUAAUAUUAAUGUUUUUAGGAUCAAUGUGCUGAAAUGUGUACUAUGUUACAAGCUACUUGUCUCGUCUCAAGUGAUGGUGACCUGCUUUUUCGUUGUAAAUAUUUAUGAUUAUAGCUAUGCAAAUUUUUUGAAAAAUUA
Molecule: messenger RNA, 1809 nt
Organism: Cicer arietinum (chickpea)
Lineage: Eukaryota; Viridiplantae; Streptophyta; Magnoliopsida; Fabales; Fabaceae
Source: RefSeq, a predicted model, not a curated record